CACACUAUAGUACUUCAUAUAUUGCAUUCAAAAUGCAAGUCGUGUUCUAAAUAUUGAUAAAAGAAAUACAAUGCUAUGACGUUUCACUUCUACAUUGACACACGGCCAUUUUCCAUAGAUAAGACAGAAAUAUUUUGGUUCAGUGUAUUCAACGUUGUCGUAAUGGCUUCAUGGACAGCAUUGUGGUAUCUCAUUGGAUUUCUUGGUACCACGACCAAUGGCGCCUUACCUCCAGGGUGCACACCCCUGGAGGAACAUCCGUUAGACUCUGCUGACCCAGGAAGUAUUUUUGGAAGAACUAUGGAGGUAGGCAGUAAAGCUGCUCCACAUAGAACAGGAAAUCUUCGACAACGAGGACCAAUACCAACACAUCAUUUUGCUGCCAACGAAAUCAAAAGUGCUGAACCCAUCCCAAUGAGGCUAUUUCCGUAUGAAGCAAUCAUGACAUCCUCCGGUAUCGUAUACGACGCCUACACGAUGGACAGGUGGACGGAUCCAGAACGUACGGAUCUCAUGAUGCAACAAUCCGCAUGGCAGUCCGGCAAGCCAUGGAACAAAUUGACGGAUAUGGGAACCAACAUGCGACAAGUUGUUAGCGGACCAGACGGGAAUCCUGGAGGGGUGUUUUCGGGAAAGUCUGGUGUCAGAGUAGGAAUUUCCGGAAGCUCAGAUCCAGUCAUGACGGAUUUCGGAGACUUGUAUGCCAACUUCGACUACCAUGGGAAUGGAGGAAAAAUGGAGGUACCUUUGGUGCGUGGUUCGGCUCUGUUGACCCAUCUUUUCACUAACGCUAAUCCUGUCGUUACGCCAUUUUGUUUGGCCGACUUUGCUGGACAUCACGUUAAUUUCAAAUGUCCAAUGGAACGAACAAUAUUGGACGCUGGGAGUGGACAUGCUACCGCCACCUGUUCCGGUGGAGUCCUGCGUCUUAAAUUACGUAAUACAAAACGAAUCAAAGAUAUCACAAAGAUACAAUAUGCUGCCCGAUCCAAGACCCGGUGGACCGCUGGAGACCACCCAAUGAACGGCUGUGAUAUGAACCGGUGCCGACUUUCUGAUGGAGGAACGACCGUGGAAGUGGAUGUUCCGAAUUCCCAUGGUGUGAUGGCAUUUGCCUUUAACUACGUUGGACAUUACGUCACGCCUUGGGAUUGGAUAAAUCACCCAGAAGAAGUUACAUGUCACAGUCGACGUAGUGAAAAACGAGGCGUGGGUGAAAUAGCGUUACAUGCAUCGUGUGACUCCAGUAGAAAUCUUCAGAUUGACAUUGAUAUUGGUCACAAUAGUAUCCAAGGUACAAGCAAGAUUCAGUACGCCGUUGAGCCUGAGAACACCUGGGGAAAUCCCCCUGCCAUGCAUAACUGUAAUCCCAGCGUGUGUACCCACAGUGGAAACACCAUCACUCUCAGACUAAAGGCUCCGGCUCAGAGUAUCAAACUGGCAAUAAAUGUAAUCGGUUAUAUAACACUUCCGCACCAGCACUGGAUAGAUAGACCGUACAGAAUGGUCUGUGGCGGACCGGAUAUAGGAUCCACAGCUUCAGGUGGAGGUCACGUGACUCCAGCUCCUACCCUACAAUCCCUCACCACACCACCUCCGUAUCAUACACAAACAAUCCGAACAACUGCUUCCUCCAAACCUCUAACACGGGGGUCAAAAUUCAUCAUGGAACUUAAUGAACCUGGUGACGAAUUACCAAAUCAGACAAGAAAAUUCCUGUUGUAUUUCCAAAGUCCAGUUACCCCUAACAUCAACAGCGCUGACAAUACAAUAACUUUCACUCCUACCAGCGGCGGCACGUACUCCGGGUUCAUGCAACUGGCAUAUCUAGGUGCAGGUCCGAGGGGAGAUCGCUCCAAUGAUACAGUUCUCGACAAAUACCUCGGCGUCUAUUCCUACAAGCCUAAGGCGUCAUAUUGUGUUCAGAACGAUCGUCGAGCCUACGCGAGUUUUGACUGGAAUCCUAACAACCAAUACGCUUAUCAGACCACAGGAACACUCCUUAUGAUUACAAUGCCACACCAUGCCUUCAUCUUAAAAGAGCAUUUUGCUGCUAACUUGAGGUCUACGGUAUAUACGUUUAAGGGUUUUGAGGGAGCUAGUUGGCUACUAGAUAUGGAGGCCCCGCGUGCCUCUAUGGAACCCGAUCCUGCUGGUGUUCAGGCCAUAAAGACCAACCAUCAACAUCUACAGGACGUACUACAGGCGAUUGAGAGAGACGCUUCUCAGGCCAAUCUGGAGGCGUACUGUUCCUCCUCCGACAGUUACGGUGUUGGGAAGGGAAUCGGCAUGCACGCACGACUGGCUAGCAUUUCACGUGCAUUUGGUACUCAUCAUUAUCAGACGUUGGAUGGUAAAAUUAGACACUGUCUGGAAAAGUGGCUGCGCAUAGAUGACACUCUCCCAGGGAGAAACAGAUUCCACUACGACACGGUGUGGGGUGGUCUGUUCCUCCGGGGAGAGGAUGGCGAGGCUCAUUUCUACACUGACUACGGCUUCCCCUUCUACAACGACCACCAUUUCCAUCUUGGAUACUUCCUGUAUGCCCUCGCUUACUAUGUACGUCAUGACAAGACCUGGGCCCAGCAGCACCGGGCCAGAAUAUAUGCCCUAGCACGAGAUGUCGGUAACCCUAGUUACAAAGACAAAUUCUUUCCCGUGGUUCGUCACAAGGACAUUUACAUGGGCAUAUCGUGGGCAUCGGGCUUGGCACCGGGGGAGCGGCAAGAGGAAUCGUCGUCUGAGUCCUUGAACUGUUACCACGCUUUGGCGGCCCUUGGAGACGCGCUGGACGAUCCCAUUCUGCGCGGAACAGGGCAAGUGAUGCUGGCUUUAGAGAUCGCCUCCGUCCGCGAGUACUAUCACGUGCGUGACCACAAUUUCAACCAGUUCCCGCCAAUUCUACAGAAGUUUGGCGUUGUUGGUCAGAUAGCGGAGGACAGCUUCUACGUGUACACUCUGGACUGGGGAUGUGACCCUAACGUGUUUCCCAUGAGACAUGGCUGUCUGGUCGGUAUUCAAAUCAUCCCUAUCACCGCAGUAUCCAAGUAUUGGAUGGACCAGGACUGGGCUAAACACAUUCUGAAGACUUGUGAUUGGGCAAUCAAUCCGUCACAUGCGACUGAUUAUCACCUAGCCAACCCUAGCGACCUUCGCGACCUUGGAACCGGUUGGAAGGCCUUCUGUUACGCUGGUCUUGCACCACUUGAUGAAUCUCACAAAACCGCCGCGGCCAACUUCCUUAAAGACAAAUACCCACGUGACCUGGUAUCUGGAACUGGUGCAGCUAGCACUCUGCUUUUUAUAUACGAAAGGACAUGAUGGUUUCCACCCUUUAAAGAUACAACCUUGUAUAAAGAAAAAUUAGCAUACAAUACAUAUAUGAAUUUUACUAGCAUAUGUCGGAAUAGAACAUUUUAAGACUUACAAAACUCUUAACUGUUUGUUUUUUUUGUUUGUUUUUAAUUUGGUUGCGCAAUUCUAUUAAUAUACUCUUGAGAUGUAAUUUUAUCAGAAUCUGUUAUUUAUGAAAAUUGUAGAGAUAUUUGUAAUUGGAAUGAAUUAUUUUAGUCAGAUGUACCAUAUACCCUUAAACUAGAACGUGUAAAAUAUUCACAAUCUAUUUAUAAUAAAAUAAUUUUGACAUA
Ostrea edulis (European flat oyster) is the source of this 3647-nucleotide messenger RNA. RefSeq lists its product as uncharacterized. Lineage: Eukaryota; Metazoa; Mollusca; Bivalvia; Ostreida; Ostreidae. The transcript is spliced from 17 exons. Bases 76 to 3321 code for a protein of 1081 amino acids. Gene Ontology annotation, molecular function: endo-1,3(4)-beta-glucanase activity. The record is from RefSeq and is a predicted model, not a curated record.